AUGGUUAAUUCUGUUCCUGAAACAUCUUCGUCCACUACGUAUACUCCUGAGCCUUCUAGCCCGUUGUUUCUUCUCCCUUCUGAUGUCCCCGGCAUUUCCGUUGUUCCUGUGCCAUUCUCGAGGACUGGUUUUGGAAGAUGGAGACGUAGUAUGAUCGUGUCGUUAUCUGCAAGAAAUAAAAUAGGGUUCAUAGAUGGGUCUUGUGUUAAACCUGCCGAGAAUUCUCCUCAAUUUAAGCAGUGGGAUAGGUGCAAUAAUAUGGUUAUAUCAUGGUUAACUAGUUCAUUAUCACCGGAUAUAGCUGAGAGUGUGCAGUAUUUCGAGACUGCUGAAAGUAUCUGGUUGCAAUUGAAUAAUAGGUAUGGGAGUGUUAAUAGAACCAAAGUUUUUGAAAUAAAGAGAGAACUUGCUUCUACUUUCCAAGGGACUCUCGAUAUUGCUUCAUAUUUCAACAAACUUAAAAAACUAUGGGAUGAAUUGGGGAUUAUGUGCAGUAGUCAUGCAAAUUCUUGUGUUUGUGCUGCUAAGGUGGGUCUCCAAAAGGAGAAGGAAGAGGAUAAGGUCGACCAAUUUCUCAUGGGUCUCAAAGAGGUCUACAUAGGGGUUAGAAGCAACAUUUUGAUGAUGCAGCCAGUUCCAUCUCUUGAUACUGUCUAUAACAUUCUGUUGCAAGAUGAAAAACAAAGACAGGUUAUCCCCAACACUCAGUUCAACUCAGAAUCAGCUUCUUUUAAUGCAAAUUUCAACAAGCCUUCCCCUCAAUUUCCACCUCAAAAACAGUAUACACAAAGAGUCAAUUUUGAUCCAUAUGGCCAGAAGGUGAAUUCUGAUCAAACCAAGGUUUCUUUGUCUUGCAAGUAUUGUAAAAAACCUGGUCACACAAUUGAAAAAUGUUACAAAUUACAUGGAUUUCCUCCAAAUUUCAAAUUUACAAAGGGGCAGACUAAAAGAUUUGGUACUGCUGCAAGUGUUGAGGGAAAGUCUUCUGGUAUCUCUGAAUCUACUUCAUCAUGUUCUUCACCCGGGCAAGAUUCUUUGAUUCCUGGCCUCACCAAGGAGCAGUACUCUCAGUUGAUGAACCUACUCCAACAGUCUACACUGGGUGAAUCUAGUUCUCAGCCACUUCUCAUGGGCUCUGCCAAUUUUGCUGGUAUUAAUUCCUCUUCUCCUGUGUGUUUGAAUGGUAGUUAUGUUGUGCGCAUGUUAACUAGUGUAGCUGGAAGGGUGUGGAUAGUGGAUUCUAGAGCAACUGACCAUAUGACUUCUAACAAAAAUCUUCUCUUUAACAUCAUACCUCUUCCUGUCCCCUAUCUAGUUUCUUUGCCUAAUGGUUACAAAGUUAAAGUUACCUGCACAGGCUCUUUGACUUUGUUGCCAUCUUUUACCCUUCAUCAUGUCUUGUACAUUCCUACUUUCCAUUAUAAUUUGAUUUCUGUGAGCAAAUUGAUUAUUCAGUUCAAUUGUAAUGUACUGUUCACUUCCCUCUCAUGUAUACUUCUACAGGCCCAUUCUAUGAAGAAGCUUCUGGAGCUUGGUAGAAUGGACCAAGGACUAUACAAGCUCUACCUUAAUCAUUUUGCUCCUCCUGAACUCUCUAAUUCUGUUGUUCCUGAUAUUAGUAAUUCUGUUUCUGCUUCUAAUAAUGUAGUACAAAAUGCUGAUUUUUCAUUGUAUGCAAAUCGGCCAGUUAUGAAUUCAAACUUUGUUGCUCCUUUAUCAUCUUGUACUGUUCAGCAAAUUGUGAAUAAAAAUGAUGUUCUUUGGCAUCAUAGAUUAGGACAUGUUCCUUUUGUGCAAAUGAAAAAUAUACCUUGUAUUUCUAAUGACCUGUCAGCUAAACAGUCUUUUACAUGUCCUAUUUGUCCCUUGGCUAGACAACCUAGGUUACCAUUCCCAGAUAGUUCUUCUCAGUCUACUUCAUUGUUUCAACUUAUUCAUGUUGAUACUUGGGGACCUUACCACACUCAAACAUAUUCCGGUGCUAAGUACUUUAUUACCAUAGUUGAUGACUAUAGCAAAGCAACAUAG
Molecule: messenger RNA, 2028 nt
Organism: Nicotiana attenuata
Lineage: Eukaryota; Viridiplantae; Streptophyta; Magnoliopsida; Solanales; Solanaceae
Exons: 1
Coding region: 1-2028 (675 amino acids)
Molecular function (GO): nucleic acid binding
Source: RefSeq, a predicted model, not a curated record